Messenger RNA from Anas platyrhynchos (mallard), 2800 nucleotides. It is a transcript of the gene EMC7, whose product is annotated as ER membrane protein complex subunit 7. Gene Ontology annotation, cellular component: EMC complex. NCBI's taxonomy places the organism in Eukaryota, Metazoa, Chordata, Aves, Anseriformes, Anatidae. Gene Ontology annotation, molecular function: carbohydrate binding. The record is from RefSeq and is a predicted model, not a curated record.
GGUAGCCUUAGGGCCGCGUCGCGUCGCGUUCUGCGCAUGCGCCUCGGCGGCGGCGGCGAUGGCGGCCGCGGCGGCCAUGUCGGGCGCGGUGCCGCUGUGGCUGCUGUGGCUGUUGGCGUCGCCGCUGCUCCGCGGCGCCGGGGGCUCGGAGGCGGUCGGGGCGGCGGAGCCGGCGGGCGGCGCGGGCCCUGGGGAGCGGUUUAAGAUCGAGGGCCGGGCCGUGGUGCCGGGGGUGAAGCCCCAGGACUGGAUCGCGGGGGCCCGAGUGCUCGUGGACGGGGAGGAGCACGUCGGCUUCCUCAAGACAGAUGGAAGUUUUGUCGUUCAUGACGUACCUUCAGGAUCUUACGUAGUAGAAGUGGUAUCUCCUGCUCAUAAAUUUGAGCCCGUUCGAGUUGACAUAACUUCAAAAGGCAAAAUGAGAGCAAGGUAUGUGAAUUACAUCAAAACCUCUGAAGUUGUCAGGCUGCCAUACCCACUCCAGAUGAAAUCUUCUGGACCUCCUUCAUACUUCAUAAAGAGAGAAUCUUGGGGAUGGACAGACUUCCUCAUGAACCCUAUGGUGGUGAUGAUGGUUCUUCCAUUACUGAUAUUUGUACUUUUGCCUAAAGUUGUCAACACCAGUGAUCCUGAUAUGAGACGGGAAAUGGAGCAGUCAAUGAACAUGCUGAAUUCUAACCAUGAGCUGCCUGAUGUCUCUGAGUUCAUGACAAGACUGUUCUCUUCAAAAUCUUCCAGCAAGUCUGGUAGCAGCAGCAGUAAAGCAGGGAAAAGUAGUUCUGGAAAAAGGAGGUAGUUAUGUCCUCCUCCUAGGCCCGAGUUUGCACAACUGUUUAUGUGGUAUCAUGUUUAUUUGUCUUGAAAUAUCAAAAAGCCACUACUGUAAACUUGUAUCAGGCACAAAAUAUGGUAUGCUACAACUGUGGUGUGUAGCUUUUUUUUUUUAAAGUCUAUAUAAGCUGCUUUGUACUUGACAGUAAGCAAAAGAGGACAUGGCUUCAGUACUGUAUGUGUAUAAAACUAUUGGUAAUACUGAAUUAACUAUAAUGCUCUGUAGAGAAUGAUAUAAAUUUAUAUGAUGUCUAAACAGUAAUUAAUGUCUCAAUUGCAAGACAAUGUAAAAAAAAUAGAAGUGGAGUUCAAUGUUAAGAUGGCUUUAAUGUUUUAUAUUUUUUGUUGAUUUGUCAAAUGAACAAAACCUCCUUUCAAAAUUGAGUUGUGGGUUUAUUAAGUAAUCUGUUCAGCCUGCCAGGCGUUACAUAUAAAAUCAUUUUAUUUUUACAUUGCUGUCUGUAUACUUCAGUACAAGGGCUUGCCACUUCUACUGCUCAGUUUUACUCUUCCCUUUUACUUCCUAUGAGCAUUUCUUGGGGAGGAAAAAAAGGAAAGCCUACUUUUCUCAGAGGUUUUCUGAGUUCCAUCAAGUUAAUUACGAAGGCCUGGUAUACAUAUACCAUAACAAAUGUUUAACUUAGCUUUUUCCUUUCUAAACCGUGUGUAUCACACCUACAACACCUGGUUCUUACUGUUUCCUAUGUCCUGUACAUUAAUCUUAUCACUAGCAUUUGUGGCCAAAUGGAGAACAAAAUUGGAAAAAAAAAAAUUUUGAAGUAGUGUGGGAAGGUAAGUCCUAGUCAUUUUUUAAAAUUGUUACAAAGCAUAUGGCUGUCUUUCUAGAAAUGCAAAGUCUGGUAAAGCUUUGUUCUUCAAGAAUGCCUCUUUUGUCUGUACUGUCUUUUUGAGCUACCUGGUAACUUUAGGGAAGUUGAAAAACUAGUUGUUUUCCAUUACAUUAACGUUUUGCAAAUUAAAAAGACAGCAGCACCUGUUAUACCUCACUAACAACUUUCUUUUUACAUAAAUACUGUACUUGUUCAUUUUUACAUUAGCUAACUUUUUAGGUAAAAGUAUCCGUGCCGUAUGGAUGAUGUGCUAUCUGAUGCCAGAAAUAGUAUUUAACAUUGACCUAAAACAUACCUUAAGCAAAAUCAAUUUUAAUGCAUUUAUUUGUUCUGAGUUUCUUAAACACAAGCCAGUUAGGGCUAUAAAUUGUCUUAGAAUACAUAGUUAAAAUUAAAAGCAUGCUGUGAAAUGUAAAAGUUGCAAUAGAGUAACUCGUUUAUAUGAAGUCAACUUUGAAGAUGUCAGAAAUAAACCAAUGUUGUUUUUUGGGUAAUGAAACCCUUGGCUGUGGAUGUUUCACAAGUAGACAAGCUUAUUAUGAAAAGGAGGAGGGCGUGCUCCCUCAGGUUGGACUGGGUAAUCCUGCUGCCAGCUGUAUACAAGCUCUGGUAUUUCUCAAAUUUUUGCCUUUUGUUGACAUAGCAGAAAAUGGUCUAUCUUUCUGCUGGAAUUUGGUCACGUUUUACUGAGCUAAAUUGACUCACAGAAGGAUCAAAGAAAUGCCAGAGCCUGCAGAAAGUAAGCACUGGAGGCAUGCAGUCAGAAGCAGUAACCAUCCCGUGUUUAUGGCAGUGCAUGUGAGUCGUUAAAUCAGCUCUCUGCCUCUCAAGAAUUCGUAACUUACGAGCUCAUUUAGCCGUAUUCUGAAUGAGUGGGCAACUCUGAACGAGUUCUGACAGGCUGUGUAGAAGGGAGAGGAGACACUCUGCUGAAGGUUGUUUAAGCUAUUAAUCAUUUGUAUAAAAUAGCCUGGGAGGUGUUUAGAACAGUUUGAAAUAAUUUUAUUAAUGACUUCAUCAAAGAUUGUGUCCAUUCUCCACACGUAAGGAAGACAUGUAAUGUAUAGAUAUCUAACAUCACUGUUUUAAACAAUGAAAACAUUUGGUUGUGCUUUGUA